Messenger RNA from Schistosoma mattheei, 1470 nucleotides. The record is from the annotation of a GenBank genome assembly. NCBI's taxonomy places the organism in Eukaryota, Metazoa, Platyhelminthes, Trematoda, Strigeidida, Schistosomatidae.
AUGUCAAUAACGGGUCCAUCAGUUGAGAAUCUGGAAAAGUCAAAGGGGUUAUGGAGAGCAGCCUAUGUUCUAAUAAAGAAGUUGGAUGCUGUUUAUCAUGGUGGGAAGGCGAUUAAAACAGUCUUCAGUUAUGAGGCUUAUGGGCAUAGGUUGAGACUAAAGGAACUACUUCAAAAACUAAUGUUUAUGGAUUUAAGCACGAAUUCUCGAAGAACUGAGGAGCUUAUUUGGCGCAAAGCAUUUUACGAACCUUAUUUCCUGUAUAAAGUUUACAUUAAGAACAAUGAUCAACAAGACCGUAUUAAGUUGUUUGAGAAUAUGCUUGUCGUUCAUAUCCUCAGUGCUAUAGGAUACUAUCAGUCUCUCAUUUUAGCUUUCCAAUCACAGUUAGGAGAUACACAAUCUAAUAACUUAUGUUCAUGGAUCCCAAUAGCUUUGCAUAUCCCUCUUUACUGUGGAGUGUUCUUUGAGUUUGAGGAAAAGCAUAAUCCCUCCAUGGAGAAUAAGUCUGCAAUUAUCAAGUUGAUACACAAAUGUCUGACAAAUAUCGGAGACCUAUUUCGCUAUCUAAUUGAUUUCGGUGAUUCUAACGCUAAGCGACUUGCUUAUCGAUAUUACAAAGCGGCUUUUUAUUUUGAUCCUCUUAUGGGAUUGCCUCACAAUCAAUUGGGUAUUUUAGAUGUUGGACGUUGCUACGGCCUAAAUGCUGUUUUCCAUUAUUUACGUUGCUUAACAUCCCGUUCGCCUUUUGAGGGUGCUAAAGGAAAUCUCAUCACUGUAUUGGCUAAAAAUGAGCUUCGUUAUGGCAUAAUUAUUCGCGAAAAGCCGUCUAAAAGUUCACGCAUCCGAUAUGCUUCUUAUUUCAGACCAAAAGAUUUCCGGAAGACUAUCAUGAAAUUCAUCUACCUAAUUCAGCAGUUCCUAAAACCUGUAGAGUCUAGGGAUCCAGCAACAGAAAGUAUUUUUCAUGAUGUACUUGCGGAACUACAUUCUUCGUUACUACUUACUGAUCAUUUAACUGUACGAUCUGAAAGUAUUACUUAUUCAGAACAUAUUAAUACCAAGUAUUUAAAAAUGGGCGAAGUUAAAGAAAAACCAGAUCGUGUAGAUGAAACAUCUGAUCAGUUGACAGGACCUAUUUUUAUUAGAAUGCUACUUAUUUCUAUACUUACUUAUGAGUAUAUAUACCAGCUUAACUUAGAAGAUCGCAGUAAAUCAAGUGAGAAAAAAUUAGACGAAAAUUCGAAUAUAGAGAACAAUUCUCCUCAAGAAGCUGAAAUCACUUCAGCCUUUACCAGUUUGGUGACUGGUGAAGAAGAAAAAGCCAUUCAGAUUGAUUCUUCCGAUAAUUGUUCAUCUGCAGUAACUAAUAAAUGUGAAUCAUCUUCAGUUGUGGCUAUACCGGAUCUUUAUGAACCUUUAUCAUUCGCUUUGAGCAUUGGAGAAACUCUAUUUAACUCAUGUAUGUAG